Molecule: messenger RNA, 2301 nt
Organism: Gadus macrocephalus (Pacific cod)
Lineage: Eukaryota; Metazoa; Chordata; Actinopteri; Gadiformes; Gadidae
Gene: p2rx3b
Product: purinergic receptor P2X, ligand-gated ion channel, 3b
Exons: 12
Coding region: 469-1671 (400 amino acids)
Biological process (GO): response to ATP; monoatomic cation transmembrane transport
Cellular component (GO): nuclear inner membrane; plasma membrane
Molecular function (GO): ATP binding; purinergic nucleotide receptor activity; extracellularly ATP-gated monoatomic cation channel activity
Source: RefSeq, a predicted model, not a curated record
GUUACAGAGAGGGUUUCACUCUCUUGCAGACCAGCCCUUGAAACUGAAGCAGGAAUUUGAAAGAAACAGCGGCUGGUAUUUGGACACAGGGACAAACAAUAUAUUUUUUUCAGCUCUAUUUUAACGUUGGACCCUAUUGAAAUCACCUUUUUAGGCAGAAAGUAACAGGAUUGCAAGAAUUUAUCUUCUUUAAAUGUAAUAAAGGAUAAAGGGAGACCUCACCCAGAGGAAGGAAAGUUUCUUGCGGACCAGAAUGCAACGCCUCUCUCACUCGACCCUCCAACAGGCUGGAAUUCUGCAUCGCUAAGCCGCACUUUGGCCAUUUUUUCCUUCAGCCCUUCAGAUACAGACAGACAGGCAGACAGCCCACAGAGAGACAGCACACUGACGGACAGCACACUGACAGAAAGCACACUGACAGACAGACAGCACACAGACAGACAGCACACAGACAGACAGGGGCACACCAUGUGGUCCUGCAUCACAGACUUCUUCACCUACGAAACCACCAAGUCGGUGGUGGUUAAGAGCUGGACCAUCGGCAUCAUCAACCGCGUGGUUCAGCUGCUGAUCAUCGCCUACUUUAUUGGCUGGGUGUUCGUCCACGAGAAGGCCUACCAGGUGCGGGACACGGCCGUGGAGUCGUCGGUGAUGACCAAGGUGAAAGGAUUCGGCAUCUACAACAACCGGGUGAUGGAUGUGGCCGACUACGUCACCCCCACCCAGGGGGCCUCUGUGUUCUGCAUCAUCACCAAGCUGAUCACUACAGAGAACCAGGUCCAAGGCUUCUGCCCAGAGAGUGAGCCCAAAUACCAUUGCAUCAACGACAACAACUGCACCAAGUACCUGAACAAGCCAGGAGGCUAUGGGAUUCCGACAGGGAAGUGUGUUCGUUUCAACGACACCAUGAAGACAUGCCAGAUCCAGGGCUGGUGCCCGGCAGAGAUAGACUACAUCAAGACCGAACCGAUGAAGGAGGUGGAGAAUUUCACCAUCUUUAUCAAGAACAGCAUACGUUUCCCACUGUUUGACUACACCAAGGGGAACUUUCUCCCUACGAUCAAUAAGAGCUACAUCUCUUCCUGUAACUUCGACAUGGUCCACCACAAGUACUGCCCCAUCUUCAGGGUCGGAGACGUGAUCCAAUACGCUCAGCAGGACUUCAUGAAACUGGCGCAUAAAGGAGGGGUCAUAGGGAUCAAGAUCGCGUGGAUGUGUGACCUGGACCGGGGAGACGAACACUGCAGCCCGUCCUACUCUUUCACCCGCCUGGAUGCCAUGUCCCAGAAUAACUCUAUCUCCCCCGGUUACAACUUCAGGUUUGCCAAGUAUUACAAAAUGGACAAUGGGACCGACUAUCGUACAUUAGUCAAAGCCUUUGCUAUCAGAUUUGAUGUGCUGGUCAAUGGAAAUGCUGGAAAGUUCAACAUGAUCCCCACACUCAUAAACAUGGUGGCGGCCUUCACAUCUGUUGGCGUGGGCACGGUCCUCUGUGACAUCAUCCUGCUCAACUUCCUGAAAGGGGCCGAUCAGUAUAAAGCCAAGAAGUUUGAAGAGGUGUCAGACACCGAGAUCGACUCCCAUAUCAACGGCUUGUAUCGCUCCCAGCUGUCGCUGAGACAUGAUGAGAAACAAUCCACUGACUCAUUCUCCUUUGGACAUUUUGGAUAAUGGAUUAGGGCAACAGCCAAUACCAGAAGUGGUAAAAGCAAAAGGGCGGGACAAGGGCAGUAAAAUGAGAUGAGUUACGGAUCUUUCAAAAGCAUCUCAUUAGAGGAGAAAUUAAUAAUACAGGCAUAUAAACUUUUACCUUCCUCUUAAAAUGUAUUAAAUUAGUUAGGUUAUUCCAUGAAAUAUGUAAUUAUAGGUUAUCAUUAAUUGCUAAAUAACGUAGCAUUUAUGGGAAAAAAAGUUCCAGCUCUGGGAAAACCUUAUUUUUCCAUCAUAUACCAUCAGAAAACAAUGCCAAUACACAUGGGUUGUCAGCAUUGCAGACUAAUAUUGUGGUUGCAACAAUUAUUUUCUGAGAAAAGAGAAAGGAAAGAGCCCUGUUUUAGAACUAAUUACUAAUGCAUUCUAGGAAAUUACUAGACUAGACUGGCAUAAUAUAUAGAACUGAGUAAUUACCCGAAGGAUUCUGGAAACUGGAAGUGCCUUGAAAAACUCGAAAAUUGGCUAACUGAGUUUCCUCUUCUGCAAUUAACCAAACAUUUGUCUAAAAAAAAAAAAAGUGCCAGGGAUAAAGCAUGUUUGAAAAGCAUGACAACUAUCUAACAGGCCAUUUGUCACCAUAAAUGAGGC